Phascolarctos cinereus (koala) is the source of this 3077-nucleotide messenger RNA. RefSeq names its product leucine rich repeat containing 41 (gene LRRC41). Gene Ontology annotation, molecular function: protein binding. Gene Ontology annotation, cellular component: nucleus; cytoplasm. The record is from RefSeq and is a predicted model, not a curated record. Lineage: Eukaryota; Metazoa; Chordata; Mammalia; Diprotodontia; Phascolarctidae.
CCUCCGCAAGCAAGACUCCUCCCUGCUGGCCGAGAAGGACUCGCCAGGGUCACGGACCGGAAAUCCAGUCCACCACCGGAAAUAAAGUGGACUUUUCCAACGGCACCGCUCAAGGGGGUGGGCGGGGCUCCCGACGCUGCUUCUGGGGCCCCUGGGGCAGCAGCAGGGCGGCUUUCGAAUAUAACGGAGGAUCUGAGCGAUUCUUCUGGCCAGGAACGAGCUCGCAGGCUCGUGGCCGCUCGAACAGCGGGACUGGCCUUUCCCCUCUUCCCUGCAGAAGGCAGUGUACCCUGUGGUACGCUCCAACUUCAUCAAAGAUGGCGGCAGGCAGCUCCGCGCUUGCGCAGGCGCGAGCCACUGCCCAAUAUGGCGGCCCCCAGGCCUCGCGGCGUUAGCAUAAGUCCGAAUUUGCGUGAGUCCAUAGCGGCGGCCGCCAUGGAGGCCUCUUCCCGGGAAAGAAACCCCACGGCCGACUUAGAGCCCAGCGGCCCCCCAGCGCUGUUCGUGCUAUGCGGCUGGGCCGUGAGCGCCAACAUGGGUGUCCUGGAGAGCGGGGUGUGGGCUCUUCCAGGUCCCAUACUUCAAGGCAUCUUACCGCUGCUCAAUAUCUAUUACCUGGAGAGGGCUGAGCAUGCAGCCCAGAAGAAAGGCCUCUCUACGCAGGCCAUCUGGCAUCAGCUCUGGGAUGAUGUGAUGAGGACAAGGCCACCCCAUCCUGAGAGUGUGCCCUGUUGGCGGACCAAGUUCCUGGAGACAUUCUUCUGCCACGUGCUCCGAGGGACCCUGGACCCAUCGUGUGACUGGCGCCUCCAGGACAGCCGCUUCUCGGCCCUCCAGCACAGCGCACCCUACGUCACCCAGCUCACCAUCUGCAACGCACUGCAGGGAGUGGGGGAGCUGGUGGCCGAGGCCCAGCACGAGGCGCUGCAGACCCUGGCCUGCUCCCUGCACACCCUCAAGUUUCGGCACCUGCUCUUCUCUGACGGAGCUGCUCACCAGGCCCUGCGGAAGCUACUGCACCGGCUUAUUCACCACGGAGCUGUGCAGCACGUGUCCAUGUACUCCUGGCCUGUGCCUGAGACCGCACUGUUCAUCCUCAUCCUCACCAUGAGUGCAGGGCUCUGGCAGCCAGCCCCCUGUGAUGGGCCUUGCAUUCUGUGUAGGGAGGACCCCCCGGCACAAGCCCCAGCCCUUGAUGAGCCGGCUUUCCUUCUGGGGCCUGGCUGGCCACGCCGGGAUACUGCAGAGUGCUCAGCAGCUGCCCUGAUGGCCACUCGGUGGGAGACUGAGGCCAGGAAGGCUCAAGAACAGGCCAUGCUUGUGCAGGAGAGCCGGACGCUGGGUGAAGCAGGCCCCGGGAGUCCUCCUGCCCCAUCCUCAGGCCCUCGGACUACAGCCAGCUCAGCCCUGCAGCCCCAGGUGGCCCCCAGGGGGAAAAGCCCCUGCCCUCCUCACUGGCAAAGGCCUGGGACAGAGCCAGAUGACCUCUAUGACUUUGUCUUCCUCAUUGCCAGUGAAAAGGAGGAGCAGGAAGAGGAGAGGCAGAGCCGUUUGUCUUGUGGGAUGUGGGAGCCCAGCUGCAGGGACCUUCCCUCUCUAGACACUGCCCAGCGCUUCCGCAGCAUCUCGGCUCUGGAGCUGUUCACCAUCCCACUGUCCACAGAGUCGACGCUCAUCCUGUGUCACCUGCUGCGCUCCUGGGUGUCCCUGGAGAAGCUCACCCUCUCCUAUAAUGGGCUAGGCUCCAAUAUCUUCCACCUACUGGAGGGUCUGCAGGCCCUCUCAGCCCAGGCCAACUGCUGCCUCUGCUCCCUCCACUUCACUGACCUCUUCUCCCCUCUGUCUGUGUUGGAGCUGGCCCACACCACCCUCAGGGUCCUGCCCAGGCUGCACACCCUGGCCAUCCGGAUUGAUCAUCUGAGCCCAGAUGACAGUCCCACAGCCCCUGGGAACUCUAGCCCUGGGGCAGGGCAUGAGGACAUUCCAGAGAACUGCCUGGAACAGCUGGAGCUGGGCUUUCCCCGCAGGCCGCAGGCCAGCAAGUGCCUGUGCCGGGUCCUGGAGGCAUCACCUGCCCUGAGGCAGCUGGCCCUGGACAGUGCUACCUUCACCUCUCCCAGGGAACUGGGGUUGGUGCUGCAGACACUUCGAGAAUGCAACCCAGCCCUGCAGAAGCUGAGCUUCCAUGACAUGAACCUUGCUGACUGCCAGAAGGAGGUACUCUUGCUGCUCCAGGACCCCACCCUCCGAGAGCUCACCCUGUCCUUCUGCCGGCUGCUGGAGAAGCGCCGGACCCACUUUCUGCCAAAGCUAGUCACCGCCAUGAAGAGCAAUUCCACUCUGAAGAGCUUCCGGCUGCCAGGGAAUCGCCUUGGGAGCUCAGGCCUUGUGGCACUGGCUGAGAUCUUCUCUAGUGACUCCUCUUCCUCGCUCUGCCAGCUGGACAUCAGCUCCAAUUGUAUCAAGCCAGAUGGACUCCUUGAAUUUGCCAAGCAGCUGGAGCAGAGUCACCCAAGCCGUGGGACCUUCGGCCACCUCUGCCUCUUCCAGAACUGGCUAGACCAGGACCCCGGCAUGGCUCAGGAGGCCAUCGGCCGGCUACGGGCUACAUUCAGUGUGGUUAGUGACACAUGGGACUCCUCCCAGGCCUUUGCCGACUACAUCAGUAUGAUGUGACUAUGGCCUUCCCGGGAUAUAGAGGCCCUAUCCUAGGCUAGGGUCCACAGGAGUACAGCAACACUUCCCUCCAACCCCUACUCACGCCAGAGCUUGUGGGGUAGGGCAUGGUACCAGAGGCCCAAUUUCUGGCCCAAGAGGGAAAGAGAAAGCAGGCAGGUCCUGGCUCCCCAUCUCACCUGGGCAGAUGGGUUGCAGCUGGCCCUGCUGUGCUCAGGGGGAUCAAGGGGAAAAGUGAUCCCCAGAGCCACCCUCCUUCCCCAGGAGUACCCGACUGAGGCCUGGAUCCACCCAGAGCCCACACCAUGCUUUCGACUCUGCCACCAGAAAGUUGUUAAUGCCUUUAUUAUUCCUCUGUACCUUUUUUACAUUUUUAAAAAUAAAAAAAUCUAUUCUGCAUA